Molecule: messenger RNA, 540 nt
Organism: Opisthorchis viverrini
Lineage: Eukaryota; Metazoa; Platyhelminthes; Trematoda; Opisthorchiida; Opisthorchiidae
Exons: 4
Coding region: 1-540 (179 amino acids)
Source: RefSeq, a predicted model, not a curated record
AUGACCUUCCUCUGGCGGUUGUUCGCGCUGCAUCUAGAACCCGAUCCGAUGUAUUUUGGGCACCUUUUUUGUGAGAUCUCACACUGGCGAGCUUACCGUCUCACGCCGAGAACAAGUCAUGGAUCGAGUGCAGAAAAUCAAGCUUGCCUUACUGUGAAACUCGCGGCUUCUGCGUGCCCCGGUGAAGCCAUAUCAGAAAGCGGAGAUCACGAGGAACCACCUGAUACCAAGAAUUUUGUUCUGUCGGCAUGCGGAAUACCCGAAUUUUAUUCAAAGACACAACAACUUUACUUUCUUAUCAUCAUCAUCAUCAACGACAGCAUGACAUCAGUGCUCAACACCAAUGCUUCACUGCCGUACAGCCAUGACUUAUUUGAAAGCCUUAUUGGUUGCACUGGGGCUGGUGUACUGCCAGGUUGCCCAGGCCUAAACAGGGGAAGUUGUGAGACAGAGAUCCGGUUGAAACCACGGACCUUCCUGUCAGUAAAUUUGAGCUCUAACCAGUUAGACCAUCUUGGACAUGGGAUCCUCAGGAAUUGA